AGUGAGAAAAAAAGAAGAAAAAUAUGUUACAAGCUUUAGUUGGAUUCCAAUUUCAACUGAAAGAGCAAUUAGGAGAAAAGGAGAGGAGACUUCAACUCAGCCAGAAAGCCGGGGCCCAGCAUAUCCAGUUCCACACGCAAUUUUCAUACAAACCAGCAUUUCACAGAUUUUUCCCUGAAAGACCAGAAAUUUCUUCAAGUCAACUGCCAUCCUUUUCCAAGGUCCCAGAGCACCUGGAAAGACCUGCAAAGACUCAGUUACAGAAAAUCCAGAGACAGCAAGUAAAACCCUUCAUGACUUUUGAUAACCAGAUUGUCAGCCAGACUCUUCAACAGUCACAUCCCCCAACACCAAGCAGUGAGCUUCUGGAAAAGCAUGGACACCUGUCUCCUGAGAGUGACCCUGGACUCACUGGAAACACACAUACCAAGUUGCUAACUCUUGGAAAAGAAGAUGACAGAGCAGAAUGGCAUAUGGAGGACGUUAUUGAGGAUAUAAUCGGUAUGGAAUCAAGUUUUAAAGAGGAAGGAACAGACUCUCCUCUGCUAAUGCAAAGAACAUUAUCCGGAAGUAUUCUGAAUGUGUAUGGUGGUGAGCAGGGAAUUUCACCAGUUAAUAUGGGCCUUACAAGUGCUUCCUGUCCAAGUAGCCUACCAAUGAAAAGAGAAAUUACAGAAACUGAUACUCGAGCUUUGGCAAAAGAAAGACAAAAAAAAGACAACCACAACCUCAUUGAAAGAAGAAGAAGGUAUAAUAUUAAUUACCGAAUCAAGGAGCUUGGCACUCUUAUUCCCAAGUCUAAUGAUCCUGAUAUGCGCUGGAACAAAGGAACCAUUCUAAAAGCAUCAGUGGAGUACAUCAAGUGGCUACAAAAAGAACAACAGAGAGCCCGAGAAUUAGAACACAGACAGAAGAAAUUAGAGCAGGCUAACAGGCGGCUUCUACUCCGCAUUCAGGAACUAGAAAUACAAGCUCGUGCUCAUGGUCUGCCAACCCUGGCUUCCCUUGGCACUGUUGACUUAGGUGCUCACGUCACCAAACAGCAGACUCAUCCUGAGCAGAAUUCAGUGGACUAUUGCCAACAACUGGCUCUGUCUCAGGGGACAAGCCCUGAGCUCUAUGAUCAAGCUAUGGCCUUCUCUGAUCCUUUGUCACACUUCACAGAUUUAUCAUUUAGUGCUGCUUUGAAAGAGGAACAAAGACUGGAUGACAUGCUACUGGAUGACACAGUAUCUCCAUUUGGAUCAGAUCCUCUGUUAUCUGCCACUUCCCCUGCAGUUUCCAAAGAGAGCAGUAGGAGAAGUAGUUUUAGCUCAGAUGACAACGAUGAGUUAUAAAAACUAAACAAGCUGAAUUCAUCAACCAGGAAGCACUUCCAUGCUGGUGCUAAUGCAGUUAUGUUCUGUGUUUCAUAAAUUGCUUUGGCUUAUUUCUUCUGAAAGGAAUAUAUUGUUCAUGAAAAACUGACUAAUCAGAAACAACAGAAGAAUUCAUAGGAAGAAGAAACAUGGUGUUGAAUUACAGAGGACUAAAAAAGAUGUUUUCCUCUUUGGGUGCCGAGUCUGAAUCUACUUAAAUUUUGUUUUCCUGAAAAGAGGUACAACAAAGGAAAGAGCUCUACUGGUGUUUGAAAUGUAGCAACUUGGUGAUGUGCUACUGUUGGAACCAACAGACUGCAAAGAAUAGACACUGAAAUAAACAAACCUUUUCUUAGUUAUUCACUUCCAUCUCCUUCCUAGUCAGCUCUUAAAAUAUUAAUUUUCAAGAAUCAAGAUCAACAGACGUGGUGGCUCAUUGCCAUUCUCAACUGUCGGAUGGGGCAUAUUGUCCAGAAUUCAAGCCUUACAGGGGAAAUAAUUUAAAAGUUAUGUCACUUGUAAUUGGAAAGUAAAUCUAUAAUAAACAUUAGCAUUUUCCACAAUAAAGUACAUAAAAUUUAUAAAAACUUUGAUUUCUAAAAUUAGACCCUGAUUCCUUUAGUCAGUUCAAUUGUACUAAUUCUUAAAAGCCUCUUUGUACAGUUGUGGGACACGAUCAGAUCAGAAAAAGGAACACUGAAUACUUUCCUCAAGAAUACAGGCUAGAACUUUAUCCCUUCGCACAAGCAUACAGUCACACACAGGUGCACGUUGCAGGUAGUAUGUGUUCUCUUUUUUCCUUCACUCUUUUGAUUUUCUAAUAAGCAUUAGAAAUCACAUUCCAAACCCUCUUUUCUUCAUCAAGAAGAGAUAUUGGAUACUCAAUUUCAGUAAGUAAAAUGCAAAAAAGUCCCCCUACUAGGGUCAUUUAUUGGGUAUUUAAAAUUGAUCUCUAUCUCCAAAAUUUGAUGUAAAUUAAUUGAUACAGUUUUGCCCCAAAUUGGCAAAAUAUUGAAAAUAGAAUUUCCAACUGACAAAAUCAUUAGUAAAACAGAAACUCUUGCUGCAUGCAGCUCUGAGUGGAAGAUAAUAGUUCUCUUUGCAUUAAAUAUUCAAGAGUAUCCUAUGAACUUUACUAGCUUUGUUAACAUAUAUUAAGAGUAUUUAUAUCUGCAAUGCUUUACUCAAAAUUUUCUCUUUUGAGCUUGUUUUAGGAUUGGGAAUUGACUUACCAAACAUGUUGCUCUGUGCUGGACCUCCACAAGUGAUCAUCUAAUCAAUGGAGGGAUACUAAAAAUGCAAUGGGUCCUUCAAAAAUGUAGAACAAAUGAACUAGAUAUGGUCUUAUUCCUCAGAUAGUUAACAAAACUACAUGAGAAAGAGCAGCAAAAGAUAGAAGACAUACAAAAUUAGUCUACAUGGUGCAGCCUAAUUGUAAAUAUAGAAGGUCAGAGAAAAUGAAAAUAAAUGCAGGUAGUAGAAUCACAAAAGUCUAUGGAAACAGCAGAAUUUAACUUUAAAAACAUAAAUUUGGUGAAGGGGAGGGAAUAUGGGGGAAUAAUUUCAAUCAAAUGAUAUAAGUGAGAGUCAGUUAGGGAAGUGUCUUCCAGGGGCAUUCAUUAGAAAGAUCUGGCCAUCCUAGAAGAUGCCUACUGGGGAGUCCUUGAAAAUAACAUUAACAACAGGUUGUAGAAGCCCUUGAAAGCUAGGGUGAAAUGGUAUAGUAGAAAUAGAAUUUUUUACAAGGAGAGAGAAACCUAAAAAUUAAGUACCACUGUACAUUACUAAAUUGAUUGAGCUUUAAUCUUUCAUGAAUAUUAACUUUGAAAUAAGUUUCAAAAGGAUGUUUUGGGUAUUACAUGGAAAAUACGUCAUCACACAAUUUGAGACUCUCAUGUUAAUAAAAAUAGGAAAAUGCUGAAGUCUUACAGUAUAAUAAUUGUCUCAGGCUUAACUUAGCAUUAGCUCAAAGUUUGGAGAAUUAACACAAUUUUCAUUGUUUGACAUACAAAAAAAUAAUUUUUCAUUUGUAGGAUUAGUCAUUAAAGCCAGAUAGAUAAGUUCAUCUGAAAUAUGCCAUGUGAAAGGGAGUAAUAAGAUAUAUUUCCUCAAGAAUUUUUGAGAGAACAUUGUAUUCUUUUAACUUCCUGACAAAAUGCCACUUGAUUAUCUGAAUAGUUAAUUUAACAUUGAAAAUCAUAGAGGAUUAUAUGACAUCAUAUCUGUUAACAGAUGGCAUUGUAGUUCUGUCUCUUUCAAGAGUUAAGUGCUUAGUUAAUGUCACGUAUAAUGAUGGAGGAGGGAUUCCUUGUUAUCAGAAUAUCAUUAUCCCAACCCCAGUAGUGAUGAGGUUGCAUAAGAAAGUACAAGUGUACUAAACACCAGUCUAUACACUGAGGAAGCUGUUUACUUAUAAAGUAGAUGACUUUCAAACAUCCCCAGUUUUAUAUAUAUAUAUAUAUACACAUAUGUAUAAUAUAUAUGCAUAUAUUAUAUAC
Molecule: messenger RNA, 3856 nt
Organism: Manis javanica (Malayan pangolin)
Lineage: Eukaryota; Metazoa; Chordata; Mammalia; Pholidota; Manidae
Source: RefSeq, a predicted model, not a curated record